AUGGUGGUGAUGCCGCCGCCAAAUAUAUACGCUCUGGUUACGAAUUCUGUUAGGGAUGAUGAUGAGACUAGGACCCUCGAGACGCCGCUGCACUACUGCGCUUCCGCAGGCAAUUCUGAUAUUCUGCUGGAGAUUGUAAAUCAUCUCCAUCAAGACGUCUGGAUGACCGUGAACAAGCAGGCCAAGGUGAGUCACUCUCUGCUUGCUGAUCUUCUGUCUUCAGCUAGGCUCUGUGCCCUUUAUUUUGCCUGA
Protopolystoma xenopodis is the source of this 252-nucleotide messenger RNA. The record is from the annotation of a GenBank genome assembly. NCBI's taxonomy places the organism in Eukaryota, Metazoa, Platyhelminthes, Monogenea, Polystomatidea, Polystomatidae.